Molecule: messenger RNA, 3804 nt
Organism: Nerophis lumbriciformis (worm pipefish)
Lineage: Eukaryota; Metazoa; Chordata; Actinopteri; Syngnathiformes; Syngnathidae
Product: solute carrier family 23 member 1-like
Biological process (GO): transmembrane transport
Cellular component (GO): membrane
Molecular function (GO): transmembrane transporter activity
Source: RefSeq, a predicted model, not a curated record
GUAACUUCACCAAAGCGCUCACUGUGACGUCACGGUGCGUGGCGGCACGCACGUAAAAACGUGAGGUAAAUAAGUAGUGACGUCACCCACGCGGAUGCCGGAACAGCGGUGGUGUUUCCGGGUGCCGAUGACAACACUUGACACGACGGAAACAUGGGGAUUUAUUUCCCCGGUUGCCUGCUUUUCUUCGCCCUUUCAACGACGGCGUUUGAAGACAAGGAGAUUUACGGGAACGGCAGUCUUCCACUGGACACCUCCCACAUUUGGCAACCUCGUAUCAGAGAGGGUCCGGGAUCACCUUCCAGGAGGGCGGAGCCUCAACGCGAAUAAAGCGCCAAAUACGUCCACGGACAUGAUUUACACCAUCGAGGACGUCCCACCCUGGCACUUGUGUAUUCUCCUGGGACUGCAGCACUACCUGACGUGUUUCAGCGGCACCGUGGCUGUGCCGUUUCUCCUGGCCGAGGCCAUGUGCGUGGGCGAAGACCAGAACACUAUCAGUCAACUGAUUGGAACCAUUUUCACCACCGUCGGAGUCACCACCCUGAUCCAGACCACAGUCGGAGUCAGAUUGCCGUUGUUCCAAGCGUCGGCUUUGGCCUUCCUGGUUCCCGCACAGGCCAUUCUCGGUUUGGACCGCUGGAGUUGUCCAAGUGAUGAGGAGAUUUACGGGAACGGCAGUCUUCCACUGGACACCUCCCACAUUUGGCAACCUCGUAUCAGAGAGAUUCAGGGCGCCAUCAUAGUGUCAAGCAUGGUGGAGGUCCUGAUUGGUCUACUGGGACUGCCAGGGAUACUGCUGGAAUACAUCGGGCCGCUCACGAUCACGCCGACCGUGUCGCUCAUCGGCCUGUCUGUGUUUACGACGGCAGGAGACCGGGCCGGUUCCCACUGGGGCUUCUCAGCACUGUGUAUUCUCCUCAUUGUACUGUUUGCUCAGUACUUGCGGGCAACUUCACUCCCUGUGCCGGUCUAUAGCAAGAAGAAAGGACUGCGGUUCACCAAAGUCUACGUCUUCAAAAUGUUUCCGAUCAUACUCGCCAUCUUGCUGGUCUGGCUGCUUUGUUACAUCUUCACCCUCACCAACCUCCUACCCUCGGACCCAAAACGUUACGGAUACAAGGCCAGGACCGACGCGCGCGGUGACAUCAUGACUUCAUCUCCCUGGUUCAGAGUUCCUUACCCCUGCCAGUGGGGGUUGCCUGUGGUAACGCUGGCGGGGGUGUUGGGAAUGCUCAGCGCAACCAUGGCAGGCAUCGUAGAGUCCAUCGGUGAUUAUUACGCCUGUGCUCGCCUCUCCGGGGCUACUCCGCCUCCGGUCCAUGCGAUCAACAGAGGAAUCUUCACAGAGGGACUGUGUUGCAUCAUCGCCGGACUUCUCGGGACUGGAAAUGGCUCCACCUCCUCCAGCCCAAAUAUUGGUGUUCUUGGCAUAACUAAGGUGGGGAGCAGGCGAGUGGUCCAGUACGGAGCGGCCAUCAUGUUGCUGUUAGGAUCCGUUGGGAAGUUCACGGCCUUGUUUGCGUCUCUGCCAGACCCCAUCCUGGGAGGAAUGUUCUGCACGCUCUUUGGUAUGAUCACGGCUGUCGGUCUGUCCAACCUGCAGCUGGUGGAUCUCAACUCGUCCAGAAACCUUUUUGUUCUGGGCUUCUCCAUGUUCUUUGGUCUGACGCUGCCAGCAUACCUGGACACACACCCCAAGUCCAUCAACACAGGUCUGGCAGAACUGAAUCAGAUCCUGACGGUCCUUCUGUCCACUGAGAUGUUUGUUGGGGGCUUCCUGGCUUUCUGCCUUGAUAACACCAUCCCAGGUUCUAGACAAGAGCGCGGUCUCCUGGAAUGGAGGUCUUUGUCGACCUCGUCCAACUCCUACGACCUUCCUGUCGGGAUGGCGCUCAUCCGGCGGGCGCGCUGCCUCAGGAACUUCCCUAUCAGCCCCACGUUCAGCGGUUGGACCUUGCCUGGUGAGAGCGAGGCGCAAGGAAAAGAGGAGGCGGAGCAAGAAAUAGUGGGGGAGGAGCUUAGACCAGAGGAGGAAGAUGAAAAGUCAACCAAGGUCUAAGGGCCUGACCUACUAAGAUCCAAACAGCAGGCACGAAACAGCAUGUACGAACUAUAAAUUAGUGUGUACUAUAAGUGUGUGGAAAGUAUAAUAUAGUGUGUACUAUAAGUGUGUGCAAAGUAUAAUAUAGUGUGCACUAUUAGUGUGUACAAACUAUAAAUGAAUGUGUACAAAGUAUAAAAUAGUGUGUACUAUUAGUGUGUACAAACUAUAGAAUAGUGUGUACUAUAAGUGUGUACAAACUAUAAACUAGUGUAUACUAUUAGUGUGUACAAACUAGGAUAUAGUGUGUAGUACACACUAUAUCAUAGUUUGUAUGAUAUAGUGUGUACUAUUGUAUAGUUUGUGUACAAACUAUAAAAUAGUGUGUACUAUAAGUGUUUACAAACUAUGAUAAAGUGUGUAGUACACAGUGUGUUGUUUUGCAAGUCACAAGUAAGUCUCAAGUCUUUGCCCUCAAGUCCGAGUCAAGUCCCGAGUCAAGACAGGCAAGCCCCGAGUCAAGUCCAAAGUCAAGACUGGAAAGUCUCAAGUCAAGUCCUAAGUCCUGCAUUUUGAGUUUCGAGUCCUUUCAAGUCCUUUUAACCACAGACUAAUAUAUUAACACAGAUUGUGUAUGCUUUUCAAACGCUGUAUUUAUUUAUUAAAACAAGUGCAUUUUAAAUUGCAGGAAAGAAAAUUGUGCUGACAUUGCACUUUAUAAUAGCACUAUUAACCAGUCAUUUUAAACAUUAACUCAUUCCUUUACAGAACAAACACAUUGAAAAAUAAAGUGCAAAUGUACUUAUUUGUACAAAAGUGUUAACAUUGAAAAAACAUGACAUAUACGUGAACAUAACAAAAAAGUUGUACUUUUUAUAUGUCAGGGCCCUAUGCUGCAUUGCAUUUGCAAAAGACCAAAUUAGCCAAGAGUCUGUCAGUCAUUUGUGCACGAUGGGGGCGUAGUAUGAUGCCACCAUGGCUGAAAACUCGCUCCACUGGAGCACUGGAGGCAGGCACUGCCAAGACUCUCAUGGCCACUCGGAACAGUGAAGGAAGAGUCUUCAUGUUCAAUGCCCAGAACAAAAGGGGGGAGAGAGUUGUUUUGGGUUGGUGCACUACUUGUAAGUGUAUCUUGUGUUUUUUAUGUUGAUUUAAUUAAAAAAAGAAAGAAAAAAAAAAAAAUUUCUUGUGCGGCCCGAUACCAAUCGAUCCACGGACCGGUGGUUGGGGACCACUGAGGUAAACAACCAACAGUAUGUCAGAAAGCUAACUAAAACGGUACACAUAUUCAUAAUAUAGUAUACAUUUUAACUGACCUUUAUUUUACUAUUUUUGUCUUUUUUUAGGUGGCUAAAAUACGCGGUGCUGCUGACCGCCGUCUAACGUUACGUGUGAUAUAUUGACUAACGUAACCCUGCUUAAAAAAAAUCACUCAACAAAAAGUAUGAAUAAGGUAGUGAACUGCAACAGAUUCCCGUGUUUGCAAUAUCGUUAUAACGUUAGCAGUGAGUUUACAGCCUCACUAAUUUAACUACACAGCAAAUAAAAGUCACGUUACAUAGCCAAUAAACGUUAUCUUACAUUCAAAACUUACCGUUCUUUGUGCAACUUCAAAUGCCGGACGAAGUUGGAAGUACGUUGUUGCCUCUCCAUCAGUAAUUUUCGAACCGCAUGUGUUGCAUACUGCAAACCGUUUUGUGUUGACCACCUCGUAAUUUUUAUACCCAAACAAAAUUAUUUUAGGUAUCAUUUUUUGUUCA